Messenger RNA from Sorex fumeus (smoky shrew), 1548 nucleotides. It is a transcript of the gene RHOU, whose product is annotated as ras homolog family member U. The transcript is spliced from 3 exons. Gene Ontology annotation, molecular function: GTP binding; GTPase activity. Gene Ontology annotation, biological process: small GTPase-mediated signal transduction. Bases 254 to 1030 code for a protein of 258 amino acids. Lineage: Eukaryota; Metazoa; Chordata; Mammalia; Eulipotyphla; Soricidae. The record is from RefSeq and is a predicted model, not a curated record.
AGACAGAGCGCUCGGGCCGCUGGGCGCCGCGGUCGCAGCCAUCCAGCCGCGCGGGGCGCUGGGCCGGGGGGCGCUGGGGAGCCUGGAGCCGGGAGCCGCGACCCUGCCGGGGCCUUUGUCUGCGAGCCGGGUGGCCUCGAUCGCUGCUCCCGGGGCCCGGGACCGCGCCCGCGGCGCUCGGUGACAGCUCCUUCCUCCCCGGAGGGCUCCGGAACGGCUCGUCCGCCGCCGGCCAGCCCCGCAACGCGCACCCAUGCCCCCGCAGCAGGGGGACCCUGCAUUCUCCGGCCACUGCGAGGCGCCGCCCGUGCCGCCGCGCCGGGAGCGCUGGGGGCGCGGGGGGCGCGGGCCUGGAGCUCCCGGGGGCCGGGGGCGCGCGGGCGGAGCCGAGGGGCGCGGCAUCAAGUGCGUGCUGGUCGGCGACGGCGCGGUGGGCAAGACGAGCCUGGUGGUGAGCUACACCACCAACGGUUACCCCACCGAGUACAUCCCCACCGCCUUCGACAACUUCUCGGCUGUUGUGUCUGUGGAUGGCCGGCCUGUGAGACUCCAGCUUUGUGACACUGCAGGACAGGAUGAAUUUGACAAGCUCAGGCCUCUCUGCUAUACCAACACGGACAUCUUUCUGCUCUGCUUCAGUGUCGUGAGCCCCUCAUCUUUCCAAAAUGUCACUGAGAAGUGGGUGCCAGAGAUUCGAUGCCACUGUCCCAAAGCCCCUAUAAUCCUUGUUGGAACUCAGUCAGAUCUUAGAGAAGAUGUCAAGGUGCUCAUUGAGUUGGACAAAUGCAAAGAGAAACCAGUGCCUGAAGAGGCAGCAAAGCUGUGUGCAGAGGAGAUUAAAGCCACAUCCUACAUUGAAUGCUCAGCCUUGACUCAAAAAAACCUCAAAGAAGUCUUCGAUGCAGCCAUUGUUGCUGGCAUUCAGUACUCGGACACUCAGCAGCAGCCAAAGAAGUCUAAGAGCAGGACUCCAGACAAAAUGAAAAAUCUCUCCAAGUCCUGGUGGAGGAAGUACUGCUGCUUUGUAUGAUGCUGGCAGGAAACCUAGAAAUGCAACUUUUCAGAUGAAACUGCUAUUGGAAGCUAUAUUAGCUGAAGUGACUUCUUUUUACUGUGUAGAAUUUGUAUAGAAAAUGUAUAUUAUAAUAUUCCUCUUAUAGUAUAUAGGGAGAAUAUAUAUCAUAAGAGGAAUUUUCAAUUCCCGUUAUCUUUUUUGCCCCCAAUUUUCUUGUUUGAGUUUAGAAUUAGGUACUUAAGCAGAGUACUUUUGAAUUAAAUUAAGUGUUUUUCUAACCCUGGUAAUUUAGGCCCUGUACUUCUGGAUUAUAUUACUUUUAAAAUGAAUAGGGCAUCUCAAAUCUGGGUGUCAAGAAUGAAAUUUUACUGUUAUCAUGGAUGAAGAAUGAAAGGUUGAUGCUUGUUUGAGGACUGCUUGAUCCAGUUUGUUUGAUCUCAGGCCAGCUAUAGUGAGGGGGACUCACAGAUUUGAAGCUCUGCUCUGGCUCCUGUUUUUAAAGAACAAAGAUCUUGAGAGAAAAAAUAAAGAAA